AUGCCUUCAAACCGAGCUGCUUGGGUCGUGACCCAGGGGAAACCUCUCGAAGUCAAAGAAGCACUUUACACUCAACCUGGACCAAAUGAAGUCGUAGUAAAGAAUGCUGCUGUAGCUAUCAACCCAGUGGACUGGCUACUUCCAAGCGUCGUCAGCAUGUUCACUCCUCAAGUCAAACUCCCAUUCGUCUUUGGCGAUGAUUGCGCGGGUACAGUCGUCGAAGUCGGAGAAGGAGUCGAUACUCUCAAAGUCGGGGAUCGUGUACUCGGGUUAGCAGUCAGUUUCGACAAGCGCUCCAACAAGGCUAGCGAAGGUGCUUUCCAGGAGUAUACUGUUCUGAGAACAAACCUUACAAGCAAGAUUCCGGAUUGGAUGUCCUUUGAGUCUGCAUCGGUCAUACCGUUGGGUUUGGCGACUGCAGCGUGUGGAUUGUUCCUCGAAGACUUUCUUGGUCUUCAGCUGCCUACUGCUCCUAAACCGCAGAAGCCUACUGGAGAAACCGUGAUCAUCUGGGGAGGGAGUACGAGUGUUGGGUAUGCAAGCUCCUUGGACAGCGAAACAGUUGACCGCGUUGACAAGCAAACAGGNUGCAAUACCAUCCAGCUAGCAGUCGCGGCCGGCUACGAAGUCAUAUCAACCGCUUCACCCCACAACCACGAGUACUUGAAGCGUUUGGGUGCCACCGAAGUAUACGACUACAACAGCCCAACAGUAGUACAAGACAUCGUAGCCACCAUGAACAACAAACACAGAAUCUCUGCCGGCGCAUACGCAAUCGGCGUCGGAUCUCUGGCCGCCUGCAUCGACAUCCUCAGCAAGACCAAGGGCAAGAAGUUUGUUGCUCAAGCCAGUCACGAUAUCCCAAUGAAGGAGUUCCCAACAAGCAUGCUCGCAAUCAUGUGGAAGAUGGGAUCCAGUUUUGUUGGGUGGAAGCUCAAGGGCUUUAUGAGUGGUGUUGGAUACAAGUUUGUCUGGUCAACAGAAGUGAUGGCGAACAAGCUCGGCUCCGAGAUGUAUGAGAAGUUCCUGCCGAUUGCACUUGCGGAGAGAUCGUUCUUGCCAGCUCCGGAGCCUCAGGUGGCAGGCAGAGGUCUUGAGGGAAUCGAGGAAGCGUUCGAAGUUGCCAAAGAGGGUGUGAGUGCAAAGAAGAUUGUUGUCAGUCUUUGA
Molecule: messenger RNA, 1167 nt
Organism: Aureobasidium musti
Lineage: Eukaryota; Fungi; Ascomycota; Dothideomycetes; Dothideales; Saccotheciaceae
Source: the annotation of a GenBank genome assembly